Messenger RNA from Fusarium sp. VM40, 549 nucleotides. The record is from the annotation of a GenBank genome assembly. Lineage: Eukaryota; Fungi; Ascomycota; Sordariomycetes; Hypocreales; Nectriaceae.
AUGGCUAGUCUCCCGUCGCAACACCCCACCCUCUCCCUCCACCUCUCCGACGUCACCCUCACCCCGCUCAUCACCUCGGCCUCGUCGCAAUCCCAUCUCGAAGCCCUCACAUCUCUCACCUCCAGCGCACUCUCUUCCCAGACCGCCGCCCAGCGACUCGGCAUGGGUCGCCCUCAUCGCCUCAUGGUAGAGUACCCUGACCGCGGACCCGUCGUGUUACACUCGUACCUUGAUCCCCGCGACUCCAUCGACACAACCACCAACAAUGCUGUCGCGACCACCUCCAGCCGUCCGGGUUCGGCGCCUGGUUCAAGUCAUGGCCCCGACUCAAGAGCACCUCGGUCCGAACCAGCGCCGCCGUUCCACGACGACCCGCGCUCCGAGGAUGCGGCUCCGCUGCUUGUGAGUGUAGUCGUGGCUGGGUCCGCAGACGAGGCCAGAGAAGCCCGCCGCGCAUCCUCCAGGUUGGAGCGCGUGGGAAGAGAGUUUCAAAAGGAGUGGGCCGCUGAGAGUAGUCAAGACCGCGCAAACGAGGAUGGGCCGGAAUAA